GGGUGGAGCCGAACGCCAGCCCUGUCUGCCCCGCAGGUGUCGCCGGGCGUCAUCGCCAACCCCUUCGCGGCCGGUGCCGGCCGCAGGAACAGCUUGGACAGCAUCUCCUCCGUCGACCGGGAGAUGAGUCCCGAGGGCCUGGGCAAGGAGAAGGAGCUGCCUGGAUCCUCCCUGCCGACCCCGCCAUGGGGGCCGGAGGCCCCGGCCCCGCCUGGGACGCCUGGAGCGACGCUGGCCAGAGCCUCCUGCUCGCCCGGCCAGCAGCAGACAAAACCGGGGGUGAUCCAGCCGCUGGCUCAGGCCUGGCCUAGGGGCCCCCCGGCCCCCGGGGGCAGAGGUGACCCCCGCACUGUGAGUGCCCCGCCCGCGGGAGUGGGGUGUGGGAGGAGCAGCGGAGCAGCUGCCGCCCCCCCCUCCCCGCCCUCCCCCGACGCGCUGCCCACCAACGUGAAGCAGGCCUACCGCACCUUCGCCGCUGUGCCCGGCCCGGCCCUGCCCCUGCCCCAGGAUGGACCCGCGCAGACCGCCCUGCCCGGGCCCGCCGCCCCCCCGGAGCAGCUGUCCUUCCGCGAGCGGCAGAAGUACUUCGAGCUGGAGGUCCGGCUUCCCCAGGCCGAGGGCCCCCCCAAGCGCGUGUCCCUGGUGGGUGCUGAUGACUUGCGGAAGAUGCAGGAGGAGGAAGCCCGGAAGCUGCAGCAGAAGCGGGCGCAGCUGCUGAGCGAGGCGGCGGCCGAGGAGCCCGAGGAGGAGCUGCCCUGGGCCGGGUCGGGCCCCGCCUCUGGGCCCGGUCCGGUGUCCUCGCCACCCCCGGGGGGCAGCGCCCCGGUGCGGACGGCCAAGGCGGAGCGGCGCCACCAGGAGCGGCUGCGUGUCCAGAGCCCGGAGCUGCCGGCGCCCGAGCGGGCUCUGUCUCCGGCCGAGCGCCGCGCGCUAGAGGCCGAGAAGCGGGCGCUGUGGCGGGCAGCCAGGAUGAAGUCCCUGGAGCAGGACGCCCUCCGCGCCCAGAUGGUGCUGAGCAAGUCCCAGGAGGGCCGCAGCAAGCGUGGGCCCCUGGAGCGGCUGCCCGAGGCCCCCUCGCCUGCGCCCACCCCGUCGCCCACCCCCCUGGAAGACCUCGGCCCCCAGACCAUCACCUCCCCGGGACGCCUGUCCCCGGACUUUGUGGAAGAGCUGAGGUCCCUGGAUCCGUCCCCCAGCCCUGGUCCACAGGAGGAGGACGGAGAGGUGGCCAUGGUGCUUCUGGGCCGGCCGUCACCAGCUGCGAGGCCCGAGGAGGUGGCGCUGUGCAGCAGCCGCCGCCCCGUGCGCCCCGGCCGCCGCGGCCUGGGCCCCGUGCCCUCCUAG
This is a messenger RNA of Talpa occidentalis (Iberian mole), 1344 nucleotides long. RefSeq names its product protein scribble homolog. Lineage: Eukaryota; Metazoa; Chordata; Mammalia; Eulipotyphla; Talpidae. The annotation marks the transcript as partial. The transcript has 13 exons. The record is from RefSeq and is a predicted model, not a curated record.